CCCCCAACACUGUCCAAAAACUCUCAUACCUUUCUUGGUUGGACUAACCCAAUCGGCGAUUCCCAUCUUCCUGAAUUGAGAGAGCAAGAACAUGUCUCUUUUUUUGGGGGGAGCAGAGCAAUCAAAGAAUGAACCAAUCCUGAUUAUUCUGGAAUGACUACUCCUCACAAUUGCUCUAGUUUCAUUAAUUUUGGGAUGCGUCUCGUCUUGCUUGUGUCUGCUUUUCCUUCUUCUGGAUUAGCAUAUUCAUCAACUUUUCAAUCAUAGAAUUAGCACCUAGGGAAGAUCUCUACUUUCAAUCUAGAACCGAAAGUAGGAUGAUCUGGCCAUCUCUAAAAUGAAUGCUUCCAAUACAAAAACUUGAGGGCUAAUCUGUUGUUUUGAUUGUUGUUCUGCCUAGUUUAGGCCCUUAAAAGAGACGUCCUAGAUUUCAAUGAAUGAUUAGAUGUGAUUGAGUUUUAACUUUCUUUUCUCAAUAAAGACAUGGGGCAUCGAAUUGCUUAUAUAUAUUGCACAAUUAAUAUUUAAUUUUUUUUGUAUUACAAAGUAUGUUUAGGUACAAAAUAAUUCUUAGUUUACUAAUAUUUGAUGAGAAGUUGAAUUAGGCCGAAGCAUUACUGGCUUUCAAGCAGAGCUCUGUCAAGGUUGAUCCCAAUGGCUUCUUGAACCACUGAGACCACUCUGGUUCUUCACAUUCAUGCCCCUGGCAAUGUGUCACCUGCUCUUUUAAUCCGGUAAUGGUGGUCUAGUUGAUCGCUUACAGAUGGAUGAUCUCACGAACAUGAAAAAAUCUUCGGCAGCCCAACAGAUACCUCACAACUGAGAUUCAGCAUGGGUUUGGAGGCUAACAGGUUGGUUUCAAUGGCCUCAAAGCAACAGAGUCUGAAUAUUCAAGCACAAGCAUUACUAGCUUUCAAGAACAGCUCUGUUAAGGUUGAUCCCAAUGGCUUAUUGAACAGCUGGGACUAUUCCGUUUCUUCAAAUCCAUGCUCCUGGAAAGGUGUCAUCUGCUCUUUUAAUGCCCAUGUUACAGAUCUCAAUUUCAGAAACGGCGGUCUAAUCGGUCAAUUACAGAUGAGUGAUCUCUUGAACAUUGAAAAUCUCCGGCAUGUUGACUUACAUGGGAACUAUUUCUCAGGGGAUCUAUAUUUCAACAAUACAGUUUCUUCUUCUCCCUGUGUACUUGAGGCGCUCGAUUUGUCAUUCAAUAACCUGUCAGAAAGCAUCUCUGAUGGAGUGCUAGUGGCUUGCGAUCGGUUAACUUCUCUGAAUCUUUCCCACAAUUUGAUUCCUGGGGCGAGUCUGAAAUUUGGCGCUUCACUGCUGGAGCUUGAUCUCUCUAGCAAUCUGAUUUCAGAUUUUUCGACCUUGAAUUACUCGAUUAUGAAUUGCCAAAACUUGAAUCUGCUCAAUUUCUCUGGCAACAGACUAACUGGGAGACUUGGCAGCCUCUCCUCUUGCAAGAAUCUUUCAGUUCUUGACCUCUCUUACAAUGCAUUAUCUGGGGUUCUCCCAACAGGUCUUAUAGCUGAUUCUCUCAAGUUUCUUGAUCUCUCUAACAACAACAUUUCGGGUAAUUUUUCUGAGCUUGAAUUCAGGAAUUGUUCUAGUUUAAGUCUCCUUAACCUGACUCAAAAUUCGUUAUAUGGGAAAGGCACUGCAUUUCCUGGAAGCUUAAGAAAUUGCCAGCUUCUUGAGAGGCUUGACCUAUCCAACAAUAACCUCCAAGGCAAUAUAUCAGGGAGUGUCUUAGGUGAGUUAAGGAAUUUGAGACAUCUGUCUUUAGCCCAGAAUCAGUUUUUCGGUGCAAUCCCACUGGGAUUGGGUUCCAUUUGUGAUACAUUAGAAGAACUCGAUCUUUCUGGAAAUAGACUUUCUGGUGGGUUACCUCUGACAUUUGUAUCAUGCUCCUCUUUGCAAAGCAUCAACCUCGGAAACAAUCAACUCUCUGGGGACUUCCUUCAAACAGUUAUCAGUACCCUCCCAAACCUGAAAACCCUUAAUAUCCCAUUCAAUAACAUCAGUGGUUCUGUGCCUCUAUCUCUUACCAACUGUUCACAGCUUGAAGUGCUAGACCUUAGCUCCAAUGCCUUGGUGGGAAAUAUCCCGUCUGGUUUCUGCUCGUCGCCAUUAUCUUCAUCUCUGCAGAACAUUCUACUGGCAGGAAAUUUUUUGUCAGGGACCUUGCCUUCAGAACUUGGAAAAUGUAAGAACCUGAGAACAAUUGAUUUUAGUUUGAACAACAUAAGUGGAACAAUUCCAUCAGAAAUUUGGACCUUACCCAAUCUUUCCAACUUGAUCAUGUGGGGAAACAAUAUAAGUGGCAAAAUCCCAGAAGACAUUUGUACCAGUGGUGGAGAUUUAGAGACACUGAUUCUCAACAACAAUUCCAUUGAAGGAACCAUUCCUUCUGCACUUACCAACUGUACAGAACUCAAGUGGGUGGCCCUCUCCCACAAUCGGCUCACUGGAAAAAUCCCUGCCGGAAUUGGGAAUCUCCAAAAUCUUGUAAUUCUUCAAUUGGAUGACAACUUGCUUACUGGCGAGAUUCCACCCAGGCUCGGGGAGUGUGGAAGCCUAGUAUGGCUUGAUUUAAACAGCAAUAGUCUUACAGGUUCCAUUCCAACCGUGCUCGCCAAACAAGCUGGUUUUAUCUCUCCCAGACCCUUAAAUGUGAAGUACGUGUUUGUGACAAAUGAGGACAGAAAAACUUGUAGAGGUGCGGGAGAGCUACUUGAAUUUAAUGGGAUCAGGGCAGGUAGGCUGGCAAGAAUUAUUGCUGACACUUGCACUGAUUCAAGAAUGUAUCCUGGUAUGAAAAUCUACUCAUUCUCAAGCAAUGGGAGCAUGAUCUUCCUCGAUUUGUCUCAGAAUUUCUUAUCCGGUUCUAUUCCCACUAGUCUUGGCUCACUGUCCUACUUGCAAGUCUUGAACUUGAGACAAAACGAGUUAAGUGGAAACAUUCCAUAUAGUUUAGGUGGCCUGAAGGUAAUUGAAAUUCUAGAUUUGUCAGAUAAUCAGCUAGAAGGAAACAUCCCCGGGUCACUUGGGAUACUGUCUUUCCUCGUUGAUUUGGAUCUGUCGAACAAUAACCUCUCCGGACUUAUUCCAGUGAGUGGUCAGCUGAGCACAUUCCGUCCAUCAAGGUAUCUUAACAAUUCAGGUCUUUGUGGGCUACCCUUGCCCCCUUGUGGCUCUGAGACUCUAUUUGGCUCAACAGGUGAUUCCAAAUCUGACUCGGAGAACUCUUCCAACCCAAGUAAAUUUGACCGGUUUUGGGUGGCUUUGGUGCUAGGAUAUGGUUCUGGAGGCAUCGUUGGCGUGGUUAUCGGGAACUGGAUAUUCCAGUUGAAGUAUGACUUGUUUGUGAAGACCUUUAUAGGGGGCAGACCUCAAAGAAGGAAGAGAUUUAAACGAUUCAAACGCAACUGAUGCUGAAGGAGAUGAGAAAGAAUUAGUCAUGUCAAUAAACAUUUUCGCAGACAAUACCAGUGGAUCUGUCUACCUUCGUUGUAUUAUAGGAAAAUCUUAACAGAUCAAGGGUCAAUUUCAUGUAAGAUGUUGUGGACUCAGCAGCAGGUAUGUUUUCACCAUUAUCCAUUGUUAUUAUAUCUAACAUCUAUCCCACCUGUAAGAUUGUCUUUUGUAUUGAAACAUGUAGGCAGCAUAUGUGAUUUUGCAGUUUUGUCAAUCUGGUACUUAGUAUUAAAAAGUUCUAAUCUGAUUAACUCCUCCC
Messenger RNA from Ilex paraguariensis (yerba mate), 3736 nucleotides. The record is from the annotation of a GenBank genome assembly. Lineage: Eukaryota; Viridiplantae; Streptophyta; Magnoliopsida; Aquifoliales; Aquifoliaceae.